AUGCACCUUGCAGCAUUUACCCUACUUCUCGCGGCGGUUGCCGUAGCAGAUCCCUCAUCCGUCGUAACGCUCAGGAAAACUCGUCCUUCAGAGGAACCUUCUUUGCCAGACAGAUGCAAUCCGGAUCCAUGCAAAGGCAUCACAUUCCAAAACGAAACCGCCGUCUGUGGUGAUCCUCGCCUGGGCCCAAUCAAGCUUCCGAAAUAUUUCCCUCUCUCCACAGAGCUCCAGACCUAUGCGCGGUUCGGGGAUCUCUGCCCCUAUGAAUUUCUAGCCAAGUGGUCGACCUCCGUCUCCGAUCCGGACGCCUCCUAUAUCUAUCCCUAUGACAAUGGCUUCGCUAAUGACACUGCCGAGGUACCAAUCUAUGGCAAUGUUACCCUUGUCGUCGGGCAGAGGCUGGACCGAUUUGGGUCGGAACGAGGGAACUUCUUAUCCCCCCUGGGAGCACCUUAUAUUGAGCGGGCCCUCCCCCCCUGGAACCUUUUUGCGCCGGAGAAUAGCAGUUUCCCCUACAACUAUCAUGUGUACGAGGUGAUCCAGGAGUUUGAUGUGUUGCUUGGUCCCAUCACACCUUGGUUUCAGCAGCCUGGGUAUGGCACGCAGUUCAUGGUGAAGACAAACGUGUCCGAUCUGGUGGACAAUGAGUUUUUGAGAGCGUUAGAGUUAAAGGAGUAUGACGAUGCGGAAGACUUUGCGGCGAAUUACUUGCCUCCGCCGCCGCAUCCUUCUAGCUGA
Messenger RNA from Aspergillus ochraceoroseus IBT 24754, 738 nucleotides. Its product is annotated as TNT domain-containing protein. The transcript has 2 exons. The record is from RefSeq and is a predicted model, not a curated record. The coding region runs from base 1 to 738 and encodes 245 amino acids. NCBI's taxonomy places the organism in Eukaryota, Fungi, Ascomycota, Eurotiomycetes, Eurotiales, Aspergillaceae.